This is a messenger RNA of Platichthys flesus (European flounder), 7836 nucleotides long. RefSeq names its product ATPase family AAA domain containing 2B (gene atad2b). The record is from RefSeq and is a predicted model, not a curated record. Bases 133 to 4437 code for a protein of 1434 amino acids. The transcript has 28 exons. Gene Ontology annotation, molecular function: histone binding; ATP binding; chromatin binding. Gene Ontology annotation, biological process: positive regulation of transcription by RNA polymerase II. NCBI's taxonomy places the organism in Eukaryota, Metazoa, Chordata, Actinopteri, Pleuronectiformes, Pleuronectidae. Gene Ontology annotation, cellular component: nucleus.
CGAGAGAGAGAGAGAGGCAGGGAGAGAGGGAUAGAGAGAGAGAAAUGGCGCCUCUAUUCUGCGCUCACUGAGUCUCUGUUUGGAGCCGGUCAGGGAGAACCAGUAAGGGCAAGACAAAAGAAAACAGAAAACAUGGUGAACACACGGAAGAGCUCUCGGUCGGGCAGCGGCCCCUUCAUCUCCUCCAGGACCCGGUCGUCGUCGAGACCCGAGCGGAGCUCUGAGGAACAUAAGGAGCCCAGUAGUGAUGUGAGCAGUCCCAGUAGCCCCCAGCUGGCUCCCCCUUCCAAGCGGACGCGGAGGCAGACGGCCUCUGAGCCCAGCUCCAGUGAUACCUCCCCAUCCCCGCAAACCAAGGGCCAGAGGGUCAGCUGGGAAAUCCCUACCUACCGCACAAGGCUGUCCUCUCGCAUAAUGCAGAACGGACAUGCGCAUGUGAGUCACCGGAAUAAUGAGAGCGGAGGUGGAGAUCACUCUCGUAUGAAUGGCCAUGUGGAGCUGAAGAGGAGCUGCCGGGUGAAGAAAAGCCAAUUUGAACACCUCAAUCAGAGCCUGCUGUUUGAUCAACUAGUCAACAGCACUGCUGAGGCUGUCCUCCAGGAGAUGGACAACAUCAGCAGCAUCAGGCAGAACCGUGAGGUGGAGCGACUUCGCAUGUGGACUGGAGACACUGUGGAGGAAAACCUGGAUAUGUAUUCCCGGGUGAAGCGCAGGAAAUCCAUGCGCAGGAGCGCUUUCAACAUGCCAGCACACCACAAGGUCCUGAGCAAAACAGAGCAGGAAGAUGAAGAAGGGACGGAAGAAUCUCACGAGGAAGAUGCGGAAGAUGCGGAGGACCACGAUGAAGAUGAUGAAGGGGAUGAAGCAGAAGAGGCAGGAGAGGAAAAUGGCAGGCCAUAUAAUCUGAGACAGCGAAAGGCAGUGCAGAGAUACGAGGCACCACCUAUUGAGCCUGUGAACAGAAAACAGAGCAACCCCUCACUUUUUGACACCCACAGAUCCCCAGCACGAAGAAGCCAUAUAAGAGUGAAGAAACAUGCCAUUCACAGCAGUGACACCACCUCGUCAUCUGAUGAAGAGCGGUUUGAGCGGCGAAAAAGCAAAAGCAUGUGCCGGGCCAGAAACAGAUGUUUGCCCAUGAACUUGAAUUCAGAAGACCUGGCAAGCGGGGUUUUGCGCGACAGGGGGAAAGUGGGUGCCAGCUUGGCUGAUGUGGAUCCAAUGAACCUGGAUAGCUCUGUGAAAUUUGACAAAGUGGGAGGCCUCAGUAAUCACAUUCAGUCACUAAAAGAGAUGGUCGUUUUCCCGCUUCUUUACCCUGAGGUCUUUGAAAAAUUCAAGAUUCAGCCUCCCAGAGGAUGUUUGUUCUACGGCCCACCAGGGACAGGAAAGACCCUGGUUGCGCGGGCACUUGCCAACGAGUGUAGCCAGGGAGACAAGAAGGUUUCCUUCUUCAUGAGGAAAGGAGCCGACUGCCUCAGCAAGUGGGUCGGCGAAUCAGAACGCCAGCUACGCCUGCUCUUUGAUCAGGCAUACUUGAUGAGGCCAUCCAUUAUUUUCUUCGAUGAGAUUGAUGGUUUGGCUCCCGUUCGCUCCAGCAGGCAAGACCAGAUACACAGUUCUAUUGUGUCCACCCUGCUGGCCUUGAUGGAUGGCUUGGACAGUCGUGGGGAGAUAGUGGUCAUUGGUGCUACAAACAGACUUGACUCUAUCGACCCGGCACUCAGGAGGCCUGGACGCUUUGACCGGGAGUUUCUGUUCAGCCUGCCCGACAAGAAGGCCAGAAAGCAAAUCUUGGAGAUUCACACGCAGGACUGGAAUCCCAAAUUGGCUGAGCCAUUUGUAGAUGAACUUGCAGAGAAAUGUGUCGGCUACUGUGGUGCUGACAUCAAAGCACUUUGCACAGAGGCAACCUUGAUGGCGCUGCGUCGACGCUACCCCCAGAUCUACGGCAGCAGCGUCAAACUGAAGCUAGAUGUAACAUCCAUCGUCUUGGGGCCUGGCGACUUCAGCAAGGCCAUAAGUACAAUCGUCCCAGCCUCCCAGAGGGCCCUGGCCCCCCCUGGCCGAGCCCUGUCCCCCACCCUCAGGCCCCUUCUUGCAAGCUCUUUUUCCUUGGUGCUGAAAGCUCUGCUCCGAGUCUUCCCCCACGCUCAGUGUGCUGACAGGGACAACACACACGGCGGUGACAAUCAACUGCUAGAAGAGGACCAGUACAGCGACGAUGAGGAAGGCUCUUCUUCCAUCUAUGAAGUCGAGCCUGCUGCCUCCCCAAAGAGUCAUCUCUCUUCUGCUAGGCACAGACCCUUCAUCCAUUUCUCCAACUCCGCCCUCCAACAGCCCACAGCAUACCGGCCUCGUCUGUUGUUGACGGGGGCCUCGGGCUCAGGACAGAGCUCCAACUUGGCCCCUGCAUUGUUGCACCAUCUGGACAAGCUGCCAGUGCAUCGGCUGGACUUACCCACUCUCUACUCUGUCAGUGCUAAGACUCCAGAAGAGUCCUGUGCUCAGGUAUUUCGUGAGGCAUGCCGCAGCGUACCCAGUGUUGUCUUCAUGCCACAUAUCUCGGAGUGGUGGGAGGCCGUGGGUGACACUGUGAAGAGCACCUUCCUCACCCUGCUGCAUGAUGUGCCCUCCUUCAGCCCUAUCCUUAUCCUCGCCACCGCGGAGACUCACUACUCACAGCUGUCAGAAGAGGUGAGAAGUUUGUUCCAGAGGACCUACGGUGAGGUAGUAACACUGUGCCCCCCAGGAGAAGAAGAGAGGAGGAGCUUCUUCUCUAACUUGCUACUGGUCCAAGCGGCCCGGGCUCCACCACGCCUCAGGAAUAUAGAGAGGUGUGAAGAGCUACUGCCAGUGGCUGAUGCUCCAGGCCCCCGAGUGCUGUCGGCAGAGGAACAGCGCCGUCUGGCUGAACAGGAGGAGAACACAUUACGGGAGCUCAGGCUCUUUCUCAGGGAUGUGACCAAACGCUUGGCCACUGAUAAACGUUUUAACAUCUUCAGCAAGCCAGUUGACAUUGAUGAGGUGUCAGACUACCUUGAAGUGAUUCGGCAGCCCAUGGACCUGUCUACUGUCAUGACCAAGAUUGACACCCACAAGUACCUGACAGUGAAAGAGUUCCUGCUGGAUAUUGACCUCAUCUCCAGUAACGCUUUAGAAUACAAUCCUGACAAAGACCCUGGAGACAAGGUGAUCAGGCACAGAGCGUGCAGUUUAAAGGACUCUGCCCACGCUAUAUUUGCCGCUGAGCUCGACCCUGAGUUUGACCGCAUGUGUGAAGACAUCAAGGAAGCGCGCAGGAAGAAAGACCUCCUGACGCCAACUCCGCAGACGGCAGCUCCGGGCUCUGUGGCAACCAGAAAGCACCAAGCUGCAGGAGAGGAGCCGGCCAGGAGCAGCACUCUGGGCGAGGCCACUGACAAACAGUGCACCAAUAAUCAUAUAAAGCGAAAGAUUCGCCGGCGGCCUUCUUGGGGGAGGGGCAUCAUCCGUAAAAAGAAAAGUUACAAGAAAGGAAUGGAAGAGGAUGAGGAUGAGCCCGAGGCAGAAGUGGAAGCUGCAGGACCCAGCGAUUCAUGUUUGACGCAGGAUGAGGAAUCGUCUUGCGAUACCUCAGGUCCCCAACCCAAUGGCCACCAUCACCAUGCCCCCUCCACUGAGGAGGAGAGCUCCAGUGAGCCACUUGUUGUGGCUCCUGCUGAACCUCCAGAGGACAAUGAAGCCAGAGAGGAACCAACACCUAAGGAGGAGGAGACCACAGCCAACAAGGGCGAGUCUGAGAACAUGGAGAAGGACACUGAGCUGUAUUGCGUUGGUGACAGUUCUGUCCCCAAGGCAGACAGGGAUAGCCAGACCGAGCAGGUUGAGCUCCAUCCUCUUGCAGAAACAUCUGAGUCUUCAGAUGCUGAGGCCCACUCCAAGCACAUAGAGGAUCUCCUAGUAGCACAAGUGGACUGUGUGAAUGGAAACGUGUCAAUGGACAGUCUGGACUUGCAGAGCCCCAAGAGCAGCAGUGAAGGCUCUAAUGAGCCAGAGCAGGACGAGCACAAAGACAAACAUGAGAGCCAUCGAACUCAGGAUCCCCCCCACCAGGAUUGGAGGGCAGUUACAGAGAGUGCUGACGAAGAUCAAGACAUAGAAGGAGGUUCCAAAGUAGGGAAAUACAAGAGGAGCCCAUCAGAGCAGCUGAAGGAAUCGGUGGAAACGCCUGAAGAGGAGCCACAACCAGUACCUCCGGUCGUGGUUGACCACCAGCAACUUACGGUGCUACUGGAUAUGGUGGUGAAGAAGAGCACUGGCUACAGCGUAGAGCAGCUGGAGAGACUGUACUCCGUUCUCAGCCAGUGUAUCUUCAAGUACCGCAGAGAGUACGACAAGACCCAGCUACUGGAGGAAAUGGAGGAGAGAAUCCAGCAUUUUGAUACAUUCCUGUGACCUGGAGAAACUGUACCCGUCAGGGAGAUCCUGAACAAGCCUGGGACCACAAAGACACAAACACAAACUUGAGUGAGAGAACGUGAAGGAGUCCUCGGCACGAAAAAACAAACAAGGAAAAAAUCCAGCACCCUCCUUUUGGCAAGGAGGGAGGACAAGGUUGAGGAUGGAGACUUUCAAUGGUGCUAUCGUCUCAGGAAUCUGGCCAGAUCCAGACCCAUUCUACACAACCAAACUCCUGGAGGUGUGUCAGUCACACAUCACAUGCACACACACUAACGGGGACGGGCAACUCUGGUGCUACUCGGGUGCUAUCCCAACUUUUAUCCAUGCUGCUCUUGGGAUUACUUCUUAACUUGGAUGACUAGCAAAACCAACAGAUCGGGUGAUGUCAUAUCACAACCUGGCCGCUUCUGUCCGGAGCAAGCCGUGCAUACACUCUUGAACACACACACAGUGACGAUUGGGUAUGUAUGCAUUUCUACAAAUUCACACCAGAAAUGUGUACACAAAGACACACACACUUUUAGAUCCUCACCAGCAGAGAAUGCAAAGUGCCGCAAAACUGGGGGGGUUAGGUAUUUUUGCUGAGCUGCAUCGCCGAGCCCAUCUCGCCCAUAAGUGCAGCGGCGCCGCAUCACCGGCCAGUUAUCACCACGAUAUCAUGUGACUCGUCUUUUUUUUUUAUCUCUGCCAUUUUAGUUACUUGAUUAGUUGAAUAUCUGAGCCACCGUCGAGGACACUCAACCAGAACUGGAGUUUACGGAGAACGGCAACUUCGCUGAGGUUAGCACAGCGGGACGAGGAGCGAUUAUCUCCUCUUCAGCAGUCAGGUGUGGAAAGCUGUAAGCCCCCUCUCCCCUCCUUCCCUGUGUUUUUUUUCUUUCUCAAGAGCUGUAAAAUCCACCUCACUCCACACGUUUGCUCACAGACGGCCUCUGUCCUUCACCGUCUCAGCAGAUUGUCGUGUCCUAAAUAGUUUGUCCGCUAGCUGCACGCCACCCUCCCUCCCUUCCUCACUUUGUUCCACAGUAUGAAUGUUUUCCGCUCCCACUCAAGCUUUUGCCCACCAGUGGAAGAUUUCCAUCGACACCCCCGGCUGAGUUGCUGGAAGCAGUAUAAAUUGGAACGCGUCUGUAGUUUUGCACUGCCUAGCGUGUGCCUUAUUUGAAACCUCAUGAAACUCUGAAAUAUUUCGCAAGAUGUUUUUUUGGGGGUAUUAUUAACUUUAGUCUCGUGACAAUGAACCCAAGUUGGGGUUGUUCUUAAUCAUUGAGGUCAUAGUGACCUUGAAGCAAAAAAAGUUGUACUUAUCUCGGUGCCAUUAGGUUGAUUAACGUCAUAUCUAGGUUUUUACAUCUCUGCUCAGUUCCAAUGUCAAAAUGGGCCAACAAAAUUUUUUGAAAGCAGGAAAAACGAUAUAUUAACGUUUGUGUAGUUACGGAAUUUAUAUGUAGUCACCUUGUACCACAAUGCAGUCCACAUCCAAAAUAAAUAAUAAUAACAAUAAUAAGGGUGUGAGUCACAUGAACGCUCGUGCCAAGCGUUGAGCCACUCCCUCAAAAAAGGUGCUGACACCAACAGCGCCCAUUCACAGGAAUCCUAAUGUAAACUGAUGUACUACGGUGUAUAUUUGAUCACUGUUUUUUUUACUUUUUUAUAAGAUGCUUUGCUUGAGUUGAUUUUUUUUGCAUGUGUUGUGAUUCCAUAUUGAACAAGGCCAUUCUAGGCAGAGCCCAUCACUAAGUUGUACAAAGCAUUACAUGAUUUCAUUUGAUUUUCUUCUUUCACACGUGUAUGUUCGCACUUCACGGAUUCAUUUUUCUUUUUUCUCAACCCCAGACGAGAGAAGCUGGAUUCUCAUUUGUGGCCCACACAGUACAUUUUCUGUCUGCAGUGAAUGAAGGUGUUUACUGGAUUUUUCUCAUGCCACAUUUGAUCUUGGGGGAGAGAUGCCGUGUUCUGAGCAGGUGCCGCCUGACGGAGGCCCUCUCCUUUUCUCUCUGAGCGUUCCCCCCCUCUGAUCCUUACACUCCUCCCGCUAAAACUCUGACCCCGGCUCACCUCUGCCUUUCUCUCUGAUUCUGGGUGACACAAAAAGACGCAAACUGGCAACGACAGGUUAGCACUUGGACUACUGCAGAGAAGAAUAAAACCAACGCUACCUCAGCUUAAUUUAUUUAAAAAAAAAACUGUUUACUGGGUACAUAAACAGUAUUUUGUCUUUUUCCUCACACCUCCCCUAAAAAUACUGUUACAACAUCCACAGUACCAUCCUCUGUACCAGGUCAGUGCAACCAAGGCUGCUGCAGUAAUCCAACAGUUGUUUAUAUCUCUCUGAGUGUUAUGUACGUUUGCAAUUGAGCCAGAUGACGAUCGCAUACAUUUUAAGGAAACUUCGAUACGUUUUUUUUUUCUUUUUAAUGCUUUAGAUUCAGGUUGUCUUAUUUUCUACUGUACAUUGGCACUGAGGAGGCGUCCUACAUCUGCUCGUCUUUCCCUUAACCCCCCCGAAUCUACAGAGGACAUUUUUUUUUUUUUUUUGCCUUUUUACACAAGAUCAUCUUUCCCCCCAAAAAAUGUUCAUCUCAUCCAUUGUUAUUAUUUAUUAUUAAACAUGUUCUUCAUCUUUUAUUCAGUCAACUGUCUUUUUGUACGUCUGAAGUUUAAAGAGUGGGGAAGCAACACACGUCCGUUUUUACAACAACUUUGCUGAAUCGCUCAGCGUUUGUGUAGCAGGUUUUUUUUUGGGGGGGGUUGGCAUGUACGGGGGAAUAAAGGGUUUACAGGUCUCUCAGGUUUAACACGCGACAACAUACCCGUUCGACUUUUUCUAUUUAUUUCAUUGUUCUUGUGUUUUCUUCGUUUUGAAGUGGUAACGGAUUGUGGCAUACUGGAAGUGACGAUUAUUAGGAUGGAACAGGAUAUUUAAAAAACUUACUGUCUUUUGAGUAAAAACCCUAGGAAGAGAAACAGGACCAGACAAACUUUUGUAUUAUUGUUCACUUUCUGCCAAGAGAAUAACUUUUUAUGGAUUUAAAAACACAUUGGGAAAUAAUAUAUGGGUAGUUUUAAAUGUCAUACAUUGUGAUCUUCCUUUCUUGUUAUAAAUAGUAGCCAGUUUGGACUAACAACCAAUUUUUGUCUGGUAGUUGAGACUACUUAGUCCAGUAUGCAGAAGGAGAAAGGGUUUGUUCUAUCCCCAAUGAUUUUGUUCUUCCCGAUUUUUUUCAAAGUUAAUUUAGUCUAGACUUUUCAUAGCUAUGUCAAUUCUUUUCUUUUGUGUAUUUAACACACCUGUUCUCAAUUGUUACUUUAGUGUAAGUUAUAUUUGGAAAUGAAACAUUUACUGUAUUUCUCAAAUAAACUGCUGUGAUAUACUUGAAUAAAAAGGUGCAA